Molecule: messenger RNA, 505 nt
Organism: Calypte anna (Anna's hummingbird)
Lineage: Eukaryota; Metazoa; Chordata; Aves; Apodiformes; Trochilidae
Product: ubiquinol-cytochrome-c reductase complex assembly factor 2
Exons: 4
Coding region: 42-419 (125 amino acids)
Biological process (GO): mitochondrial respiratory chain complex III assembly
Cellular component (GO): mitochondrial matrix
Source: RefSeq, a predicted model, not a curated record
CUCGGCCUCCGUGGGUCACGUGACGCCGGGCAGGGCCCGCCAUGGCGGCCACCAGGUACCGGAGGUUCCUGAAGCUGUGUGAGGAGUGGCCGGUGGAGGAGACGAAACGGCAGCGGGAUUUGGGAGUUUUCCUGCGGCAGCGGGUGGCACAGGCGUUCCGGGAGGGGGAGAACACGCAGAUUGCUGACCCUGAGACCUGUGACCAAAUGUAUGAGAGUUUGGUGAGGAUCCACACCAACUACUACAAGAACAAGUACCCACGCCUGAAAGACACAAACUUCACAGGAGUGACAGUGGAAGACUGCAAGAUGAUCCUGUCCACAGACAUUCUGAAACAGAUGGAAAACAUGAAAAAAGGGCCCUGGAAAAAACUGAGAGAAAAGUUUUCUGCCAAGAAGCCUGAAGAGGAUUCACAGUGACAGCCUGACCCUCAGGUUCCCCUCUGUACAUACUCCUGAAGCACUCCUGUGCUGCCAUGAUUAAUAAAACCAUUUCUUCCUCUUAG